GCGCCGUCACCCGACGCGGACGCGCGUCCCGCUGCCGCACCAGUGCCGAUAUGAGUGACCAGUGAAGUGCAGUGUUCAGUGAAAAGUGACCAGUGACCUACGUUUACAAGCGAGGAGGCAAAUUCGGGAAUAUGAAGCAUUAAGGACGCCUGACAAUAGAGAAAAUUACAGUUCUUAACGCCGAGGACAAGCACGCAAUAUUUCAUUACCACACAAUCGAUGGCUGAGUGAGACGCGCCGCAGAAGAUGUGACCAAAAUGGCCGCUUGACUUUUAAACAAAAUGGCCGAUUUAAACAAAUUUUGGGAUCGCAGAAAGUUGAAGAGCGCGCGAUGACGUCACGAAGAUCCUUCGACUGUAUAAAGUAACUUUUUUAAUUUAGGGCUGAUAGACUUAGGGCUUGUUUGAGUGUGCUCUCCGUCGCGAGUGUAUAUUUUUAUUAUUUUUUGCGCGUCUAUUUUUUUUUUACGGGAUUUUUGUGUUCGUUUCGGUGUUAAAGCAAUAUUAGAUAAGGUAACGCUUGUUUAUUCGUUUUGUAAAUAAAAAUUUAGCGUUCACAUGUGUUAGUGCUAGAAACGAUUGUAAAAUCACGCGUAGUUCGGAAAAAAACGGGUAUAAAAUAACGCUGUAAAUAUAAAUAAAACGGUUAGUUAAAAUAAUAUUCCGUUCCUAUAGGCAAUAAAUUAAUUUUCACCUCUGAAUUUCAACGGGGCCAAAACAAUCAAUUCUAAUCGGGUAGAUAGUUCAAAUUCAAAAAGCUGGCGUCGCCAAGGAGAAAGAAAUCCAAGAUGGCGGCGGUUAAUGUGACGGCUCUCGUUGCGAAAACCACUGUCCCGACGGACCUGAACGGAACUUUCUUCAACUCGACCUAUUUGGUCGCGACGGGGAUCAGUCAAGAAGACUUCCUGGCGUUACAGAUGUCAAACGCGACAGAGAACGCGACGUCAAACGAGUCCCUCGGCCAUGUGGUGCUGCAGAACUGGUAUCCAAGUGGCUACAGUCCGUUUCACAUAAUUUUAGCAUCAGUGGUUGUGACAGUGUUGAUGAUAAUGGUGGUGGUAGGGAAUAUGCUAGUUAUUAUAGCGAUAGUGACAGAGAAAGCGUUGAAGAACAUACAGAAUUGGUUUAUCGCGUCAUUGGCCGUGUCGGACUUUUUUCUGGGACUGAUAAUAAUGCCGUUUUCGUUGGCGAACGAGCUGAUGGGGUACUGGAUCUUCGGGUUCUGGUGGUGCGAGAUCCACUCGGCCAUGGAUGUGUUGUUGUGCACGGCGUCCAUCAUGAAUUUGUGCCUCAUCUCGCUGGAUCGCUACUGGAGUAUCACACAGGCGGUCGACUACCUAAAGAAGCGGACGCCAGCACGCGCUGCCCUCAUGAUAGCUGCCGUCUGGCUAAUGUCAGCUUUAGUCUGCAUCCCCCCACUCCUGGGCUGGAGGGUCACCAGACCGCCACAGCAGUUUCCACAGUGCAAGGUGUCAGAAGACAUGGGCUACGUGAUAUACUCGGCGCUCGGCAGCUUCUACAUACCCUCCUGCAUCAUGGUGUUCGUGUACAUACGGAUAUACUACGCCGCGAAGGCCAGAGCGAGACGGGGGAUCAGGAAAAACCCGAGGCCUAGACCUAACGAACAGCAGACGAGCUUCAGCAACCCGCCGAAGGGCACGCGGCCCAUGCCGGCCACGCCCUCCAUCCCCAUGCCGCAGGGCUUGGAUAGUAAUUCUAAUAAUAGAGUAAGUCAAAUAUCUACGAUAGAGGCACAGCAGGUGCAGAUACCCACGGUCACGUGCGACCUCGCCAGCGACAUCUCGACGAGCGAGGCGGGCGACAUGCUGCCGCAGCAAGAAGAGAGAAAAGACACACUGAAGGUGGUAACAUCAGCGCAAGUGACCCGCAACCCGCUCGCAGCGUGCCAGCUCCGUAGCUCCACUCUCAGCGUGAACGGUGAGCCGCGCGAGCGCUGCCGAGCGCCCAGCGUCGCCAUCGACACCGACAUGGUCUCUGAAUUCGACCCUUCUUCUUCAGAUUCCGGCGUCGUCUCCCGCUGCGCCGGCGUCAAACCCCUCAAGUUCAGAAUCUGCCAGCCUAUCUUCGGCAAGAAAGCCGAGAGCUCGAGGAGACAGGAGAAGAAACAAGCGAAGAGCGAGUGCGAACCGGCGCUCCCCAAGCAGCAUAAACCUAGAGAUCCCGAAAGGGAAAAACGGAGGUUAGCUAGGAAAAAAGAAAAACGAGCGACCUUAAUUCUAGGUUUAAUCAUGGGAAGCUUCAUAGCAUGCUGGCUUCCAUUCUUCUUCUUAUACAUCUUAAAAGCGGCCUGCAGGGCAUGCGAAAUUCCAGGAAUCUGUUUCUCUGUAGCCUUCUGGCUGGGAUACAUGAAUUCUGUAUUAAAUCCUGUGAUUUACACCAUUUUUAAUAAGGAUUUCAGAAGGGCGUUUAGGAGGAUACUGUUUAAGUGAUGUUUGGCCUACCUGUGCUGCUACCGAUGCGUGGCUAAUCGCAUCAUGAUGGCGCAACAGCGGGCAGCACCGGGACUUUACAAUGUACGUUAACGCCAUAACCCAAGGACAGUCUCAUGUGAUAACUGAUAACAGUGAAAUAUAGAAAAAUGCUAAAGUACCCUUCGUUUAUGAGAGAACCCACACUAGCGUCUCUUGAUCGUCGGCGUCUAGCCUCCCAAGGGCCAGCCAUACAAAUGAAAAAUCCUAAAUUUGAACCUAUAAUGCAGGGAAUAGAGUUGAUUUUGUAUUGUUUGAAAAUUGAACGAAAUAACACAAUUGCAACUCUAUCCCUAUUUUAAUAUGGUUUAAAUUUCAUCGAAAUGAUUAAGUAUUUUAGGUAGGACCUUGGGCCUUAGGAGGCUAGUCAGCGCUAUAGAAAAUGGCGUCGCUGCGCAGUUGAGCCACCGAUGCGCCGAGCAGCAGCCAUAGAGACUAAACGCUGACGCUCAGAAGACGCUAGCGGGGGGUCUCUCUAUGAAGUCGUGGGUUUUAUGUCAGAGCAAUAUUUGUGGUUUAGCGAUUUUUGGUUCGGAUUCGGAAAGCUUUGCAUUGACAGUAAAGUUUUGAAAACAGUACAUCAAUAGGCAAGUAGCUUAGACUACUAGACAUUUAAAUACCGAACAUACUUACAUUGAUUUAUUAUUUUGCAUGCUGAGAUAUAGAGAUAAGGAUGUACAAUUUUUAUCUAUAGGUAAUUAAUAUACUUACUACCAGCACAAUUACAAGCAAAGGCAAUAAUCAACAAGCUUGCCACGUUAUGUAACCCUAAAACCAUCACGUUUUAUAUUUUUAAACAUAUUGAACGAACCAAAAAUCACUACAUCAUAAUAUGAAGUAUUAAACAGAAAAUUGUAUACAAAUUAACAUUAUCAUUAUAUAUCUUAGGUCAGCUUAUUCUUAGGCUUCUAUAUGCAGUUACUUCAUGUAAAAUAUUUACACUAAUUAUGACUAUUGGAAUUAUGUCAAACAUGAAGUGACUACAAUAUUGUUUUGCUGUAAUUAUAAAAAUUGUAAAAAUACAUUUUGGUAGUGAUUUUUAAAAUGUAGCAAAAACUAUAGGGUUUUAUUUUGGAAGUUUGUUCUAAUCGUGUUUAUAACUUCUACACAUAUAUUAUGACAAAUAAAAUUUAUCUUCUGUUUAAAUCAUCACAUUGUUCCUAAAAAAAUAUAGUAUUCAUAAAAUGUUUACUAGUGAUCUCCAAUUUUCUAACCUGCUUAAUAAUUAUUGGCAAUUGAAUAUAAUAAGAUUUACUGACAUGCAUUUGUCAGGUUAAAUUACAAUAUAAAGUUGAUACUACGUUUUUAAAUAUCAGUGGUCAAGUGAAUUGUACUCCUAAAAAUUAUACUCUUGAAUAUUAAAAUAGACGCUAACACAGAUUUAGCUUAAAAGUAAAAGUAUAUGUUAGGUACAAAAAACGUCUACCUUACCAUAAUAUUAAUAUAGAGACUGGUUGCAAUGAGGUAUACCUACAGACUGAUCUAAUAUUAUUUUGAUAUAGCAUUAGUGAAAACCGAUUUAGAACAUUCUUCCUAAAUAACAUCAAUAGAGUUUGUAUAGACAAACUAUAAUACUGCAAACACUAACGGAUUUGAUUAUACUUGUAACCUAAAUAUUCCUUACAUACUGUAAAAUAUAAUAAAGGAAUUAAAUAGCUUUAAAAUUCAUAAAGAAUAUAUUUUAAAAUUGAAAUUUUAGCUUGCAUUAACAAAGUUAAAUAUUUCACACUCAGCAAGGGGAUGACCUUUAUAUAUUUAUUUGUUUUUAAGCAUUUAUAUUUCAGCAGCAUGUGUUUUAAAAACUAAUGUAGUAUUUAUAAUGCACGGUAUGGUAAAAAUUGUGGCGCAACACACACACACACACACAUUCACAUUUAUUUGCUGGAGUUUUAAUGAAUACAAUAGUACGAAAUUAGGUUUUCAUAUUUUACAUGUGUCACUAUGUUUACUUUUUUGUAUGAUGGAUAGAUGGAUACGGAUGGAUAUGAUGGAUAGAUAUGGAUGGAUAUAGAUGGAUUUAUUUAUGUAGGUAUCAGCAAGUAAAUAUCAGUAAACAUUACAAUUUUAAUAGUUAUAACCGCUUAUACACAUCCCCUUGUAAUACAUAUGCGCUUAUAAUAUGUACAAAGUAGUAGUAUUUGUAUACUUAUUUGCUAAUAAAGUCCUAAGAUUCAUUACAUUUCUACAAGUUGCUACAAUUAGUUCAAAAAUAUACUAACUAUUCGUAAUUUUGUGGUUUACUAUAGACAGUUAAUUCAAUAAAAUUGUCGUAGCAUAAUUUUUUUUUAAAUUACUACAUUGAAGUAUUUGAAAUUAUUGUAGCAAUUUAUUCAUACAUAAAGCAUACACUUUAAUAUUAACUCUCACAUGGGAUUGAUUCCAACAUAACACAGAACUCAGAAUAUCCUAAAGACUACCUGACACACUUCUUAGUAAAAAAAAUCCAGUUUCAUAUUACCUACUUAAUUAUUUUGAUUUGUGUUUUAUUGAGAACAGUUUUUAAUAAGACAAAAUGGUUUAUCUUUAAUUUGGAAGGAAUUUUACAUAUACAAUGAAUUGAUUUUAAUUUUAUGAAAAUACAAAUAUCAAUUUUAUAAAUGCAUUGUUCUUCCAUUACUCAUGAUAUAUUAUCCAAAUAAAGAAUAACAUUGUAAAGACGUGGUGUUAAAUACAAAAUUGAAUGUUUUGUGAGCGUGAUUUUAUUAAAAAUCGUACUUAUUUUAAGUAAUAUUUAUUGAUUAACAUUUUAUCGUUUAAGAUAUAAUUUAUUUUUAACAAUUAACAAUAAUUUUAAGUUUUAGUAAUAAUUUAGAGAUUACAUUUAUUUUUAUUUCAAUAUUUAAGACGUAAAAGUCGCUGGUCCAAUAUUACAGGUAGUUAAAUUUUCAAUAUAGUUGAAAUUCGACAUGACGUCACUAUGACAAUGUUCAAAUUUCAAUUCGAUAAAAGUGAAACAUAGAACCCUGUAAUAUUGGGCCAGUGUGCGAAGUGAUUGUUUAAUUAACCGAUUUACUUACUGAAAAAGGAAUAAUAAUUUGUGAAAAUAGCUUUUAAUUUUUGAUUAAUAAUGCUCACAGUAUAUUCAAUCACAGUAGAAUUAAUUCUAUUAUAAUCUAAAAAUGACUGUGCCUCUGUGCCUAUCGAUCAAGCACUAACACAACAAUAAAUGCACUUUAUAUAGUUAAAAAAACAUGUAUUGGUAUUAUUAUUAUAUGUUCUUAAACUGAUUUUAAGUUAUAGUUAGGAUAUUUGCUGUAAACUUUUUUUUCGGUAGCGCUGGUCGCGAAUAAUUAUAUUUUUUUUUGUUUAUAUUAAUUUAUGUGUAAAUAGUACUUAAUUUAAUAUUAAAUGUAAAUUAGUAUUAAUUAAUUAACCAAAAAAGAACACCAAAAUACUUCCUGUAAAUUUUUCUAAUCUUAUGAAAAUACAUUCAGUAUAUGUAUAGUAAUGUAAAAUUGUUUUAUGAAUUGCCAUAUAAGAUUAAUCGUAAAUAGUUUUUUUAACGCUUCCCUUUGUAAAUUAUAGCUAUGAUCUAUAAUAAAAUCAUUAUUAAAGAAACUAAACUUAUGACUAGCGUUAUAGUUUCUUUUAAAACCGUACGUAUAUAAAUUACUAAUAAAAUAUCAACUAUACCUGCGACUGAUCAUAGUUUACACAUCUUGUAUUCAUCCUGCAUAUAUUUACUAUUGUACAUUAUUCAACCUUGUAAAUUGUAUAACUAAAACAAUUACCAAUAUAUAAUUAUAAAUUAUAAAAGAACAACAACGAGAAUUUAAUUCUAAAUUGAUGUAAACUUUCUUCGGUAACGUAAGUACUUAUACAGUUUUAACGUAAUUGUGUAAAUAAUUACUUAAUUAUAUAAUAAUUCAAAAUAAUAACACUGCAACACCAUUGCCGUAUAGCUGUAAUUAGAUUUUUAGAAUAAUUAAACAUUGUAACUCGUAUUGUACUGAAAUCAUGAGCAAUAGACAUUGAUCAUAAAUUUCUUUUUAAAAUAUCUCUUUUAUAAAAUUUCAUAUAGUCUUCCAAUGUGUGUGUGAUUCUACAUAAAUCAAAAUAUAUUAGCGGAAAUCAAAAGUUCUUUUCCAAUGUAAAUUGACACCAGAAUUUUAUGUAGGACAUAAUUUUUGCACGGAUAGAAAUUUAUUUAUGACUAUAUUGAUUCUGCCAUUACAAUUUUAAAUAUAUUAUAAUGUAAGGUAUAUUUAUUUAUAUGUUAUGCGGAAUAACAAUUAAAACAUUGUUUUAUAUUAUAGACGGAUCCCAUCAAUUAAGCACCGAGCCCUUGCUAGUUGUUGGGAUCCUAUCUAAAAAAAACCUACAGUCAAAAAGAUGAUUGUGUGUUUUUUUGCAAUAAAUGUUCUUGCCACACUUUGCCACCGCAAAUGUCGUUCGAAUAUUAGACACCAGUAUUAAAUGCAAUAAUUUUAAUUAUACAAAGUACAGUUAUUUUUUAAGAAACAAAAUGUAAUAAAAUUUUACAAUAUCAAAGUUACUUUUGUACAGAUAUUAUACUAAUUUGUUUAUCCUUACUAGAGUUCCCUUAACGACUCAAGUCGAUAUUAUAUAUGUAUUUAAAAACUAGCAAAUUGUUCAUGAAAAAUUGUUCUAAAUUUAAUAUACUAUUUAAACUACGUAUAGAUAAUUAUAUACAGUAACCUAUCUAGAAUUUGUUAUGAACUAUUUUAAUUUAUCAUGACGCGUUCCGUUCGUACUGUUCUUUAUGAUGUACUGUGGUAAUCUACGCUAAGGUUAUACGAUACUACUAAUUCUUAUCGAGUCAAGUGUAAAUGAAAAAAUAUACGAAGUACCAAAUAUACAAAUUUUAAUCUUUAA
Molecule: messenger RNA, 7324 nt
Organism: Cydia fagiglandana
Lineage: Eukaryota; Metazoa; Arthropoda; Insecta; Lepidoptera; Tortricidae
Gene: Octalpha2R
Product: alpha-2 adrenergic receptor
Exons: 8
Coding region: 788-2449 (553 amino acids)
Biological process (GO): adenylate cyclase-activating adrenergic receptor signaling pathway
Cellular component (GO): plasma membrane
Molecular function (GO): G protein-coupled receptor activity
Source: RefSeq, a predicted model, not a curated record